Akanthomyces muscarius is the source of this 456-nucleotide messenger RNA. RefSeq lists its product as uncharacterized. NCBI's taxonomy places the organism in Eukaryota, Fungi, Ascomycota, Sordariomycetes, Hypocreales, Cordycipitaceae. The record is from RefSeq and is a predicted model, not a curated record. Bases 1 to 456 code for a protein of 151 amino acids. The transcript has a single exon.
AUGCCCCCAAGGCGACUCUCAGACUAUCCCGGCCCGCGCAGCCCGCGAUUCCGCGAGGACUUUGACGCUCCCUUUUCCGAAGCCAUAAUGAACGCCUCUCUCAGCAUCGUCGCUUCUUCUUCCUCAUCAUCAUCAGGGCCCCUUUCGCACUCCUCCCAGGAGCGCUCCAGCCUCGACGACUCCAUCCGACGCAUCUCGCCUGGCAGCUCCAUGCGCACACCCUCAUUCCCGGAGCAGCCAUCGUCGUCGUCGUCGCCCACGGAGCAGUGGCGCGAGUUCCCCUGGAGCCAAUCAAGGACGCAGCGCAAAUCCAGCGUCAACGACCGCGUCAAGGGCUGGGCCAGGAGGUCUCUCAUCUUCAAGAGCCGUCCUACGUCGCCCGACGAACCAACCGAGAGGUCGUUUCAAAAGGUGGACUACUCAGCCGGCGCUUCCACCACGGAUGCGCCCAGGUGA